UAUCGGUAUGUGUACAUACAUAGGCUACACGAAUUAGAAAUGUCCAAAAAUGAAACACAAGAAAUACUACAUAAAAACUGUACCCCAUAUCUCUACUAGUCCACUAUUUAUUCAUUGCGUGUUGUUUUCAAUUAAUCUUUUUACAUAGUUGAGGUUUAAAGUGAGACAGAAAAAAAAUCAAUCAAAAGAAAACAAAGUGUUUGGGAAAAGUAAAAUCACACAAUGAAGAAAACCAGUUCAAAUGAAUCAAAAUGUUAACAGACGGUGAUAGAUUAGAGCCUGUAGUAGAUAUAAGCGAGUCUGACGAACAAGUAAACUUAACAUCACCUCCGUCCUCUGAUGAUGGCAAUGACUUAGAGUGCAACCUCUGUGGCAAAACAUUCAUCUCCAAGAAGACUCUAAAACGCCACUUUCAAGUGCACAACCCCAGCAAACCUUACGCCUGUGAUAUAUGUAAUAAGCGUUAUAAACGUCUAAAUGAUAUUAACGUUCACAAAAAGCUGCACAGUAGUAAAUUGAAACUGACUUGUGAAAUCUGCGAUUUUACUACAUUUUACCAUUCGGCUAUCACUAAUCAUCGAAACAGGCAUGCAGAAAAUUACAAAUACAAUUGUGAUCUUUGUGGAAAGGGGUUCUUUGUGCGAACGUGGUUUUUAGAACAUAUUAAUUUUCACACGGGAGAAAAACCGUUCAAAUGCGACCUUUGUGGGAAAUGUUUUAUGUACUCUAGAUACCUCACCGCACACAAGAAAGACAUGCAUUCCACACUGAAUGGAAUGAAACCUAUCAAUCAGUGUCCUUUUUGUGAACAGCUGUUUUCCCACAAAAAAUCCUUGCAGCAUCACAUGAAAUCCCACACAGGAGAAAAUAAAUGUCUUUGUGAUAUAUGUGGCAAAGAACUGUCUAGUCGUGAUCAUCUCAAGUUACACCGUCGCAUCCACACAGGGGAAAAGCCCAACAUGUGCAGCGUUUGCGGAAAAGCUUUUGCAAAGAGGUGUAACUUGAUCAGUCAUGAGCGCAUUCACACCGGAGAACGUCCAUAUGUCUGCGACUUGUGCGAGAAACGGUUCAACCAACAUUCAGCUCUUGUGAUUCACCGGAGACUACACACAGGACAAAGGCCAUACAGAUGCAACAUUUGCCAGAAGACUUUUGUCUGCCAGUCUACGCUCACUACGCACAUGAAAGGUAGUUGUGUAUCCAACCGAUCUACUUCAGCCCCAUAAUUUCAGCGGUAAACUUAUAAUAAGCUCUUUGGUGGUUAAAUAUGUCUAUAAUUCAUAAAGUUCUAUAGCUAGAUACAGUGGUCAACAGGAAUACUGCAAAGCAAUAAAGCUCUCAUGUAUGACCUAAUGAAGGUGAGUUUGUAAAAGCCUUCUCUGUGGAUACAGAACGGUGAAGUAGACAUUCCAUUCCCAUGUUAUAUUUAGCCUACUAGUUAGCACAAGAAGAACUUAGUUGAGUUGCGCCUUCAACAGUGUGUGCUUUAAAAAUAUUGAUUAAUUUACUAAACAGAAACUUUUAACUAAAAGUGCAAACUAGAUAAUCUUUUAUGUCCAUUUCAACUAUCGUGGUAAGAUAAACUGAAACAAACCAAAAUAUAACUUCAAUAGUGGCACACUGUAUGACAGGCCAUUCAAGUACGUUCUCUUUGAGUAAAAAAAAAAAAAAAAAAAAAAAAAAAAACUAGAUAGAUGGAUGGGAUAUCUACUUCAUUGUUCAAAGUCAAUGGUUAAUAAAGUAGGCCUGUGUAAAAAAGCAUCACUGUUAGGUAACCUUAGUUGCUUUAAUGUCAGCAACUCUAAAAGUUAUGAUAUUUUAGUCUUUUCCUAGUCAGUACAUGGGCAUUUUCAAAUAUUUGUGACAAGAGUGGCGUAGCGUAGUUUAUGACUAAGUAAAUUACUAAGAAUUGAGAUAUUCACUCUUGGGUUUCGUUUUCUUAAAAUUGUGGUUGUGACCUCCUUAAAUCUUGAAUCCACCAAUGGUAGGCCUUCAAUAACACAAGUUCAGUUGGGCCUAUUUGUAGCCUGUAGCCUGCUAUAAGUGGUAAGGUCAGAACUUGUUAUGGAAUAUAACUUUAUAGGCACCUUUCAAAAACUGUUUCUCAAUACAGUAGAUCUUAACCGACUUGCAUUAACCGAUGAUCGGAUUAUCCGCUCUCGCUUAUAAAAUAUUACAGUUUGUUUUAACUGACUUUGCUGUGAGAACCAAAGACUAACUUCAACUAUGUUUUGACUAUGCUCGGUUUAACUGCUGCUUUCUAGGAAUCAAAACAUUUCCGCUCCAACGCUCUGCGAUGGGCACAAUACCGUACACUAAACUAUGCAGGAUGUUACUGAACAAAUGCCCGUUGUCCAAGAAGCAUCUGUUGUGUCCGUUGCUGAGAAAUAGACGCGGGCGAUGAACGCUCAGUGAAUGCUAAGCAUUGAUUUCAAUGGGGCCGUUGACCAAUUAUCAAUCAUUGAGAUGGGGACGCCACCUAGGUGCGUAUUUUAACCCAAAUAUGAGUGAAGAAUGAGUGUAGAAUGUUGUGAGAUGAUCUGUGUAGCUUUGUUACUGACUAAGAUCAGCUGUUUCAUUAGCCAGGAUCAUUUAUUUUAAGCCCAAUGAUCAGGAACAGCUGGGUCCAGUUUCGAACCAUCAAAAAGCUACUGACUUUCCUCAGGAUCGAACCGGAACUUAGGAUAAACCAAGAAGCGCCUGACGUGGGGCACUGCUCCCGGAGCAGACGGCUGAUGGCUGAUGGCCAGCGUCUAUUGUGUAUACUGCAUUGUUGUGUUGGUGUUACCCUGCACUCUCAAGCUUCCGUGUGAUAUUUUUUAAGAAUGUAGUCUUGUUAUUGGGUAUGGAGUGCGAUUGUAUCAAGUUUUUAUAGAUCCUCCUCUACCAAGCCGCAAAUAAACUUGAAAUGGUUCUACGAAAAUCUAAAAAAACAAAAUACACUCUCGUUUGCGUUCAGAUGGUUUUUAAUCACUAUUUUAAAAUGUCCUCCCUUGGAUCUCCUUGUGAAUAAACUGUGAUUACAGAAUCGAGGUUUACUUGUAUUGUCAUACAUUUCCUCAUCUUCUAUUUCUUCAAUCAACAGAAACUUCGUCAGUUUGUUCUGAAGACUCAUUAUGAGAGCACUAUACACACUACAAUAGCAUGGUCAGCAACCAACUAUUGAACUUAAUAGACACAUUCUUGGACAAUGGGCUCUAAAGCGAUCAACGCCCAGUGAUCAUCGCCUGUUGAUCCCCGCUCUGUGAUGAUCUCUUCAGACGCGUCUUAGAUAUUGCACGAUUACCGU
Macrosteles quadrilineatus (aster leafhopper) is the source of this 3289-nucleotide messenger RNA. RefSeq names its product zinc finger protein 239-like. The transcript is spliced from 2 exons. The coding region runs from base 252 to 1226 and encodes 324 amino acids. Gene Ontology annotation, molecular function: RNA polymerase II cis-regulatory region sequence-specific DNA binding; DNA-binding transcription factor activity, RNA polymerase II-specific. Gene Ontology annotation, biological process: regulation of transcription by RNA polymerase II. Gene Ontology annotation, cellular component: nucleus. The record is from RefSeq and is a predicted model, not a curated record. Lineage: Eukaryota; Metazoa; Arthropoda; Insecta; Hemiptera; Cicadellidae.